Molecule: messenger RNA, 282 nt
Organism: Pseudozyma flocculosa PF-1
Lineage: Eukaryota; Fungi; Basidiomycota; Ustilaginomycetes; Ustilaginales; Ustilaginaceae
Exons: 2
Coding region: 1-282 (93 amino acids)
Source: RefSeq, a predicted model, not a curated record
AUGUUCAGGGGUCGCGAGGACCUCCAAGCGCUGGACUCGCUGGGCUCGUGGCUGGAGCAGAUCUCAACCUUUGAAGACAACCGGAGCACCGACUGGGAUACGUUCAAGAGCUCGACAGAGCUCAAGAGAUCGAGGUGCGGCAAUCAAGCCAUCGACAAGCAGGAAGCCAUGCGACUCAUCAAGGACAUGGUCGAAGAGCGCCGCCGCCAUUCGACCCAGGUCGCCGAGGCCCUCAACAAGUCUCGCAAGGAUCGAGGGACGCCGCUUGACGCUCUGCAAUAG